CCUUACUUGUAGCAAAACAAGCCAAGAGGAGGAACAGACACAGCCCUGGUAGUUGUGGUCCGGCCCUCAUUCUACAGAUAUGGCAAACAAGGGGAACAAGAAACGUCGGCAGUUCUCCCCAGAGAAGAAAAUGAAAGUUGUGGAAGCUGUGGACUCAGGCAAGAGGAAAGGCGAUGUGGCAAAAGAAUUCAGAAUCACUCCUUCUACUUUGUCUACAUUCUUAAAGGAUCGUGCCAAAUUUGAAGAAAAGGUGCGGGAGGCAUCUGUGGGACCUCAGUGGAAAAGGAUGAGGAAUGCUCUUUAUGACGACAUUGAUACUGUUUUUGCUUGGUUUCAAGAAAUCCAUGCCAAAAACAUUCUCGUGACUGGUUCUGUCAUUCGGAAAAAAGCACUAAACUUGGCCAACAUGCUUGGCUAUGACAAUUUUCAAGCAAGUGUGGGCUGGCUGAACAGAUUUCAUGAUCGCCAUGGAAUUGCUUUGAAAGCAGUCUGUAGAGAGCAUAGUGACAGAUUAAUGAAUGGUCUAGGAAUAGAUAAGGUUAAUGAGUGGCAUGCAGGGGAAAUUAUAAAACUAAUUGCUGACUACAGCCCAGAUGAUAUCUUUAAUGCUGAUGAGACAGGAAUGUUUUUCCAGUUGCUUCCCCAGCACACACUUGCUGCUAAAGGGGACCAUUGUAGAGGGGGCAAGAAAGCAAGGCAGUGGUUGACAGCACUCUUUUGUUGCAAUGCUUCAGGGACUGAAAAAAUGAGACCAUUGAUUGUUGGUAGGUCAGCCAACCCACGUUGCCUCAAGAAUGUCCAUUCCCUCCCUUGUGACUACCGAGCCAACCAGCAGGCGUAGAUGACACAGGAUCUGUUUAAUGAGUGGCUGAUCACCUCGUGGCUGAUGCAAGUGGACGCCAGAAUGAAGCAGGCAGAACGCCGGAUCCUCCUGCUGAUUGACAACUGCUCCACUCACAACGUGCUUCCACGCUUGGAAAGGAUUCAGGUGGGGUAUCUGCCCUCAAAGUGUACUGCUGUCUUGCAGCCACUGAAUCUUGGCAUAAUUCAUACCACAAAAGUGCUGUAUAGGAGCCACCUGCUAAAACAGAUCCUCCUCAAGCUCAACAGCAGUGAAGAUCAAGAAAAAGUGGACAUCAAGCAGGCCAUUGACAUGAUUGCUGUGGCAUGGUGGUCAGUCAAGCAGUCCACAGUGGUGAAAUGCUGGCAGAAGGCAGGUACCAUCCCUGUGGAAUUGACAGAUUCUGACGUAGAAGCAGCAGCCAGUGAACCAGAUACUGUCAUUGAAAAGUUGUGGCACUCAGUGACGAUUGCCACCUGUGUCCCAAAUGAAGUAAAUUUCUGGGACUUUGUCACUGCAGAUGAUGGUCUCAUCAUGUCUCAGGAGCUGCUGGACACGGUCAUCCAGGACAUGGUGGCCGGUGAAAGGACUGAUGAAGCUGGAAGUGAAGAUGAGGGGGAGGCACCUCUACCACAGCAGCCAAAAAUCACCACCACAGAGGCCAGCUCAAGUGCACAGAAACUUAGACGGUUCCUUUCCACUUGUGUAGGUGUUCCUGAUGCCAUUUUUGGACAGCUAAAUGGCAUAGAUGAAUAUUUAACGAGAAGAGUGACACAAACUCUUGUUGAUUCCAAAAUUACACAGUUUCUCUGAACAAAAUAA
Messenger RNA from Delphinapterus leucas (beluga whale), 1663 nucleotides. RefSeq names its product tigger transposable element derived 6 (gene TIGD6). Lineage: Eukaryota; Metazoa; Chordata; Mammalia; Artiodactyla; Monodontidae. Gene Ontology annotation, cellular component: nucleus. The record is from RefSeq and is a predicted model, not a curated record. Gene Ontology annotation, molecular function: DNA binding.